AAUGUGGUAACUUCGCUACAGAGUGUUGUCAAGGAUCACCGAGUAUACUCCGGAAUAUACUCCUGAAGUGGCUGGCAGUAGUAUUGUGCUAGAAAAUGCUGGAAUUGACUGGAUAGUACACGGAAGGACCAGUAAACGGAAGAAAGUCCAGGCAAAUACGGUUAACUCGGCCAGCCACAGGUGGACCUAUAUAGGUAUAUACAUGACGUCACUAAACUGUCAUGGUCGGAAUGUCCUGGAAAGUUCGACGAUUGUCGAACUUGCUCGAAUUGUCCAGAACGUACAGUUGGUAAAUGAGUGUCUGAAUUUAAAAAGACCUCGACCCGACCCACAUUUCUCUUCACAACUGUUUAUACCCUUAUCCUCAUCAUGACGAGCAACUUUGAUCUUACCGACAAGUCAAAUGAAACCCUGACCGCUGCCAUACAGUUGGCCAAAGAUUCUGCAAAUGCUCAGGUUGCACCGGCUCAUAUUGCCUUUGUCCUUCUCAAUGAAGAAGGCGGAGGAACCCCUUUGUUCGCUUCAGUGCUUGAAAAGGCUGGAGGUGACACAGGAGUAGUGAAGCGCGCUUUGAAGAAGAUCCUCGUUCGACUACCAACACAGAGCCCCCCUCCAGAUGAGACAUCCCUCAGCUCUGCCUCUCUCAAGGUUCUGCGGGAAGCGCAGAGCAUCCAGAAGACGAUGAAUGAUUCUUACAUUGCUCAAGAUCACCUUCUUCUCGCCCUUCUGAAAGACUCUACCAUUGCUCCCGUUAUCAGAGAGGCUGGUCUCACCGAAGCCACACUCAAGACCGCCAUUCAACAAAUCCGCGGCAACCGUCGAGUUGAAUCCAAGAAUGCUGAAGCAGGUUUUGAUGCCCUCCACAAGUAUGCUGUAGACUUGACUUCCUUGGCAGAAGGUAUCGAUGCUAAUUUUGGUGAGGGAAAGAUUGAUCCUGUCAUUGGCCGUGACAACGAGAUUCGACGGGCGAUUCGCAUUCUAUGUCGAAGGACCAAGAAUAACCCGGUUCUCAUCGGUGAACCCGGUGUCGGCAAAACCUCUAUUGCUGAAGGCCUCGCUCAACGAAUCGUCAAACGCGAUGUUCCGGCCAGUCUCUUCUGUCGCCUGUUCUCCCUUGAUAUGGGUGCCCUCAUGGCGGGUGCCAAAUACAAGGGAGAGUACGAAGAGCGUAUCAAGGCCGUAUUGGACGAGGUUGACAAAGCUGCCGAGAACGGAGGCACCGGAGUCAUCCUUUUCAUCGACGAGUUGCAUCUUAUUAUGGCUGGCAGAGGAGCAGAAGGUGGCGGAAUGGACGCCGGCAACCUCUUCAAACCUCUACUCGCUCGCGGCAAACUUAGGUGUAUCGGUGCUACCACCCUUGCCGAGUACCGGAAAUAUAUUGAGACGGACGCAGCUUUGGAACGACGAUUUGCUCAAGUCAUCGUAAACGAGCCUACGGUAUCAGAGACGAUCAGUAUUCUUCGUGGUAUCCGGGAAAAGUAUGAGGUCCAUCACGGUGUCAGGAUUAUGGACCCUGCUUUGAUUUCCGCAGCGACCUUGGCGCACCGUUACUUGACAUCCAGACGUUUACCCGAUUCUGCCAUUGAUCUUGUGGAUGAGGCAUGCGCUAGUGUACGCGUUACGCGGGAGACUGAGCCCGAGGAGAUUGACAAGCUCCAGCGUCGCCUGCUCGAGCUCCAAGUCGAGAUCCAUGCAUUGGAGCGAGAGAAGGAUGCGGCUAGCAAAGAGCGCCUCGUCCUUGCGCGGAAAGCCACUGCGACUGUCGAGGAUGAGCUGAGGCCCUUGAAAGCGGCUUACGAGAACGAGAAAAAGAGAGGCGAUGAAAUUAACGUCGUCAGGCGCAAGAUUGAUGAAUUGAAAGCAAAAGCGGAAGAAGCGGAACGAAGAUACGAUCUUGCUACUGCUUCUGACUUGAAGUACUACGCGUUACCAGAUCUGAUGGCGCGCUUGAAACAGCUUGAGGAAAAGAAAGCUGCAGAAGACGCCACCGCUGAAGGCGGAGGAUCAGAUACCGUCACGUCGGAACACAUUGCGGAGAUCGUUGCUCGCUGGACUUCAAUACCAGUGACAAGGCUCAUGUCCUCAGAGCGGGAGAAGCUUCUAAGGAUGGAAAGAAUAUUGGCGGAGAGCGUUGUUGGUCAGACGGAGGCUGUCAAGGCGGUGGCAAACGCCAUUCGACUUUCUCGGAGUGGAUUGGCAAAUCCGUCGCGCCCGAUCGCUAGCUUCUUAAUGGCGGGACCGUCGGGCACCGGGAAAACGCUUAUGGCUAAAACCCUCGCCACAGUUCUCUUUGACUCCGCUGAUGCAAUGAUUCGUAUCGAUGGUUCGGAGUACUCUGAGAAGCACUCCAUUGCGCGCUUGAUCGGUGCACCACCCGGAUACGUUGGUCACGAUGCUGGAGGCCAAUUAACCGAAUACAUUCGUAGGAAGCCUUACAGUAUCGUCUUGAUAGAUGAGGUAGAAAAGGCUUGCAGGGAAUUUGUCACUCUUUUCCUGCAGGUCCUCGACGAUGGUCGGUUAACGGACGGUCAAGGCAGAGUUGUAGACUUCCGUAACACUGUCAUCAUCAUGACUUCGAAUUUGGGUGCCGCGCAUCUCAAUGAUAUGGGGGAAGGACCUGUGACUCCUCAGACAAGGUCUUUGGUCUUGGGCGCUAUCCAAUCACACUUCCCUCCGGAGUUCGUCAAUCGUGUUGAUGAAAUCAUUGUCUUCCGUGCAUUGUCUCGCAAGCAUGUCCUUAAAAUUGUGGAUAUUCGGCUGCAGGAGGUGCAAGACCGACUCGCUGAGAGGAAAAUCACCCUCGAUCUCGACCAAUCCGCUAAGCAGUACCUCAUGUCGGUCGGAUAUUCGCCCGUCUACGGUGCACGUCCUCUGAACCGAGCAAUUCAGAGCGAGCUUCUCAAUCCACUGUCGAUGAUGAUCUUGUCAGACCGUGUCCGUGAUGGAGAGGUUGUGCAAGUAUGCUUUGAUGGACCUCACAACCGUCUCACCAUCCUCCCCAAUCACCAAGGAACGGUCGUGGAGGAUGCAUACAUGGACGUCGAUGAUGACAUUGAAAUUGAAGAGAUGGACUAGAUUUGAUAUGAGGUCGUAUCUGUAUAAUAGUGUAUUUAUCAUGGGUUUGCUAGCAUCAUCUGUAAUAUAGUAGCAUCUCAACACAUUUUUUCGGGUUUAAAGGAAUUAUUUACACAAGUCUAAUUGGUAAGAGAUCACUAUAAUCGGGUAUCACCUCCUCCUCAUGCUCUCCUACAGGCGUCGGCCGCCCUGCUGCGCGUAACUUCCCAUAUCUAUCAUAUGCGGUCUCAGCCUCCCCACGGGAGCCUCCCCCCGGGAGUCUCAGCCGUCUCAUCGGUGAGUACGUGCCACAGUCCUCGAGCGUAGCGGGAUCUAACGGGCU
This is a messenger RNA of Desarmillaria tabescens, 3397 nucleotides long. RefSeq names its product P-loop containing nucleoside triphosphate hydrolase protein. The record is from RefSeq and is a predicted model, not a curated record. Bases 370 to 3075 code for a protein of 901 amino acids. NCBI's taxonomy places the organism in Eukaryota, Fungi, Basidiomycota, Agaricomycetes, Agaricales, Physalacriaceae. Gene Ontology annotation, biological process: cellular response to heat. The transcript is spliced from 10 exons. Gene Ontology annotation, molecular function: ATP hydrolysis activity; ATP binding. Gene Ontology annotation, cellular component: cytoplasm.